Messenger RNA from Xenopus tropicalis (tropical clawed frog), 1247 nucleotides. RefSeq names its product NFKB inhibitor interacting Ras like 2 (gene nkiras2). Gene Ontology annotation, biological process: negative regulation of canonical NF-kappaB signal transduction. The transcript is spliced from 3 exons. The record is from RefSeq and is a predicted model, not a curated record. NCBI's taxonomy places the organism in Eukaryota, Metazoa, Chordata, Amphibia, Anura, Pipidae. Gene Ontology annotation, molecular function: GTP binding; GTPase activity. Gene Ontology annotation, cellular component: cytoplasm. Bases 498 to 1034 code for a protein of 178 amino acids.
UUUUAAUGUUUUUUUUUCUACCCUUUGCCCACUUUUGAUGAUGUCACUUCUGGUUUGCAGCAACAGCACUUCCUGUAUAACGGUGGCCUGCAGGUCACAGAUUGGGUUGCAAUAAGGCAGUUGUGGGUCCAAGCAGGUAAAAAUGCAGGUUCGCAUCAGGUCCGGGUAAAAUUGCUUCCGUGCAGGACUCUGUCCUUCCAUAGGGGUGCAGGUUAUAUAUAGCACAGAUGGCACACGGGCCUAACACAUGGCAGAUCUUAGAAGGCAAAUGAGCUGACAGUUUAGGCUCAGGGGGCACUUUGAUUGCCUCUCUUGUCCAACAGAAACAGCUGUAGCUACAGCCCCACUGCUCAUUAAAUGGUAAGAAACUUGUAGGCUCUCUGAAUCCUGACAGUUGGACCUUCACAUAGAAACACCUACCUGAGUAUGCUGGGACAUUGUUAGCCUUCGCCAAGUGUGCCAUUAGCCUUAGUGUGGCCCCCAACAAGCAAACUGACAUGGGCCCUUCUACCAUUGGCAAUCCCCCCCCCCUUCAUUUACUGCUGUCCCAUACAGGCUCAGACAUGAUUGAGACCCAAGAGGACAUAUACAUUGGCUCUGUGGAGACGGACCGAGGAGUAAGGGAACAGGUUCGUUUCUAUGACACCCGAGGGCUGAAAGAUGCCAUAGAGCUCCCCAAACACUGCUUUUGCGGGACAGACGGAUACGUGUUGGUGUACAGUGUGGACAACAAAGACUCUUUCAAAAGGGUUGAAGCUCUGAAGAAGGAGAUAGACAGGUCCAAGGAUAAGAAAGAGGUCACCAUUGUGGUCCUGGGCAACAAGAGCGACUUGAAGGAUCAGAGGCGGGUGGAUCACGACGCCGCCCAACAGUGGGCCAAGGCCGAGAAGGUGAAGCUCUGGGAGGUGUCCGUCAAUGAACGCCGCACCCUGAUCGAGCCUUUUAUUUCCCUAGCCAGCAAAAUGACCCAACCCCAGAAUAAGUCUGCCUUCCCACUCAGCCGGCGCAACAAGGGUGGCUCCCUGGACAAUUAAGGUGACGUAUUUAAUGUGGAUCUCGCUCGUGUCACAUAGGAGUCAAUGGCACUUUUGAUCACCAUUGUCCAUUCUGCCUGUGGUGCACACAGAGGUAGGGCAUUUAGCUGCGUAAUGUAAUAUACAUUUGGGAUAUACUUUGAAGGAUUAACACCUUCAUCAAUGAGAAUCUUGGUACCAUUGUGACUGGAUCAUACCUUCUUACACCUGUCA